Messenger RNA from Periconia digitata, 702 nucleotides. NCBI's taxonomy places the organism in Eukaryota, Fungi, Ascomycota, Dothideomycetes, Pleosporales, Periconiaceae. The record is from the annotation of a GenBank genome assembly.
CUAACAGCACUACAGCUGCCAGCUUUGCGACAGUCAACCGUCAAACGUUGGGAUGGUAGACUCUUUCACGUGUCAGGCACUCCAUUUGUUCGAACCUUACUCGUAUCUUUGAGUUUGGGGGUUACCGCUUAUCUCUGGUCUAUCUACAGUAUCAGGUAGGUCGUAUCAUACGCACAAACAGACACAAGGCGGGAUUGCUUUUUUGUUUCCUCUUUUCUCCCUCUCGGAUCUCGCCUACUCUUACUUGCAGGCUGACUGCUUCAUGCCCUGUCGAGUCUUUUCAUCCUUGACCAACCAAUCCGAAUGUUCUCCCCCUUACCUAUUCGACCAUGUCCCGGGACGGCGGGUCUCCAAUGCACCUCAUUGGUUUGUGAGUGUUCCAAGGGCUGCGAAUCGAGCGAUUGAAUUCAAACUAACGACCGGUACUUGUAAAUGCUACAUAACCACACCAUCUCUUGGAUUGACAUACCGCGAGAUAAACCUCCCGUACUAUCGCGUGCUUAAUUCAAUGUCCAUCUGAUGUAGUAUUGUAGCUAGAUGCACCAUCUCUCUAUUGCUUACCACAGCACGUACACCAUCCUCCAAAACCAGCCCAGAUAUUAUUUAACCAGUCUACCCAUCUAGACAGAUCUCGAUGUUCGCGUUAUGCCGUCGAGCUAGCUAUUGGUGAUAGUCGGACGGCUGUUUGUCCAUCUUGGGUUU